Trichobilharzia regenti is the source of this 654-nucleotide messenger RNA. The record is from the annotation of a GenBank genome assembly. Lineage: Eukaryota; Metazoa; Platyhelminthes; Trematoda; Strigeidida; Schistosomatidae.
AUGGCAAAUAGGAGCUGUCACUACAAAUUAGUGAUCCUUGGCGAAUCAGCUGUAGGCAAAUCUAGCAUUGUCCUAAGGCUGGUGAAGUGUCAGUUUAGUGAGUAUCAAGAAGCCACAAUUGGAGCUGCUUAUAUCACUCAGACAAUCGUCCUGGAGGACCCCCCAACAACGGUCAAAUUCGAAAUCUGGGAUACUGCAGGUCAAGAACGGUAUCAUAGCUUAGCCCCUAUGUAUUAUAGAGGAGCUCAAGCAGCCGUCGUUGUUUACGACAUAACAAAUCCAAGCUCAUUUGAGCGUGCAAAAUCUUGGGUACAUGAACUGAAUGAAAAAGCAAACACUGCCAAAGUGAUUGCGCUUGCUGGAAACAAAGUGGAUCUUGAAGAGCAAAGAGCUGUUCCAUUUGAAGAAGCACAAGAAUAUGCCAAUCGAAAUGGUCUACUGUUUAUGGAAACAUCUGCCAAAAUGGCCACCAAUGUAACUGAACUUUUCACCGCCAUAGCCCAACGGUUACCUCACGAUACUGAACCAUCUAGACCAAGUGGCGGACAACAAUUAACUCAAGGCAAUUCGCCUUCUCAGCCUAAGCAGUGCUCGUGUACUCAAAAAUUUCUGCUGUGCUGGAAUUGUUCCUUCGCGAGUUAUGGUUUUUAUUGA